Messenger RNA from Lottia gigantea (owl limpet), 579 nucleotides. RefSeq lists its product as hypothetical. The coding region runs from base 1 to 579 and encodes 192 amino acids. The record is from RefSeq and is a predicted model, not a curated record. The transcript has 2 exons. NCBI's taxonomy places the organism in Eukaryota, Metazoa, Mollusca, Gastropoda, Lottiidae.
AUGCCACCAGAGGAACUGAAAACCUUGCUCUUAGAAGCCAAGAAGAAAAGAAGAAACUGUAAAGCUGCUAUUACCAGACUAGGGAAAGUACUAGAUAGACUGAUUAAUGAAAAAUGGGGAAUAGAAGAAAUCCAAGAAAUACUUUUGAAAAUAGACACUGCAUUUGAUAAUCUGGUGGAAACACAUACUGCAUAUACUCAAAUGAUAGAUGAGGAGGAUGAAUUUGAAACUGCUGAAAUUUGGUUGGAUGAUGUGCAAAACCAGAGGAAUUCUGAUGUAAAUAAUAUUGUUGAUCCUGACAACCACAGUAUAGACGAUAAUCCGAGUACUUCUGCUGUUGUUAAUCCGAGUACUUCUGCUGUCAACCCAAGUACUUCUGCUGAUGAUAAUCCGAAUCCAAGUACUUCUGUGGAUCCGAGAGAUUCUGCUGCUGCUAAUCUGAGAAAUUCUAUUGCUGUUAAUCUGAGAAAUUCUACUGCUGUUAAUCCGAGAAAUUUUACUGCUGUCAAUCCGAAUAAUUUUGAUGCUGAUAUUCUGAGUACCGAGAAUAUGAAUGGUCUUACUGCUUCAAUAGCCUGA